AUGGAAGAUCCUACGGCUGCGGUUACAACGGGUACACCUAGCUCGGCGACACCAGGUGACAUGGAUAACAGCAACAGCAAUGGGAACAAUGUCGCCAGUCUCGGCAGCAGCCCCGAGAUCAUCAAUGGACCCUGCCCUCAUGUGUGGCUUGUCGGCGGCGGGAUAGCGUCGCUGGCUGCCGCCGUCUUUCUGAUUGACGAUGCCCACGUCCCGGGUGAUCACAUUCACAUUCUCGAGGCAUCGUCCAAGGCUGGAGGAUCGAUGGCUACUUUUUCCAAGCCGUCAUGGGAGACUGGGUAUCGUGUGUCGGCCAUCAGGAAGAUGAGUCUCACGUAUCGCUGUCUAUUGGUGAGGCAGGUGAUGGACAAGUAUGGUGUUGAGAAGCCGGAGGCUGUCGAUGUGAGCACCAUGGGACUGAGUGUCAAGAACCAGUGCGACCUGAUGAGGGUAGUCCUCGAGACGGAGAAGGAGCUCGAGGGGCUUGAGAUCCAGGCACUGUUCGAACCCGACUUCUUCGAGACCAACUUCUGGGACCUAUGGUCGUCGCUCAAUCGGUUUCAUCCUUGGUGUAGCGCCGUCGAGUUCAGGAGGUGUCUGCAUCGCUUCUUGCACGAGUUUCCCAACAUGGGGACAUUGUCCGGGGUAGAACAGGCUCCGGAGGAAGACUUUGAGGCUAUUAUUAAGCCAUUGUCGCAGUAUCUCAAGGCGAUGGAUGUCGAGUUUCGUCAUGGCAUUCAGGUCAGCGGACUGGACAUUGAGGACAUUGGUUCCGAGUUCCGAGUUACUGGACUCAAGACUUACCAGGACAACAAGCACGCCGAUUUCGCCCUUGGUCCUUCGGAUCUUGUCCUUAUGACGCUGGGCUCACUCACCUCCGGCAUGGGCUACGGCUCAAAUGACAAGCCUCCGCCGACAAUGGAACUCCGCGACUCUGCUCCCCACGAGCUGGAUCCCUCGUGGACCUUUUGGGACAGGUUAGCGAUGGACCGACCGGAGACCUUUGGCAACCCAGAGGCCUUCUUUGACCGACCGUCCAAGUCGACUUGGCUCUCCUUCACCGUUACCCUCCGUGAUCCGGCCUUCUUCGAGCACCUCCGCUCCUGGACCGGAACCCUGACUGGCGCUGUGCCGCUGAUUACCUUCCGAGACUGUCCGUGGAUGCUGUCGCUCACGAUCCCCCAGCAGCCACACAUCAAGGACCAACCCGAAGACGUCUUUGUGUUCUGGGGAUACGGCCUCUUCCCCGAUCAAGCCGGCAGACACGUAAAGAAGCCCAUGCUCGAGUGUACAGGCACCGAGAUCCUGACGGAGCUGCUUCACCUAAUGGCGUUCCCUCUACACCCAACUCUCGAGCGAUCUAUCACCAUCCCCUGCCUCAUGCCUCUAAUCGGCAGUCCCUUCCUAACGCGAAAGAAGGGCGACAGACCAGACGUGAUCCCCAAGGGAAGCCAGAAUCUAGGCCUGAUGGGCCAAUUCGUCGAGAUCGACCGCGAGGUGACGUUUACGAUGGAGUACUCGGUCCGGUCGGCACAGAUCGCAGUGUACGGGCUCAUGGACGUCGAUAAGAAGCCACCGGGAGUUCAAGGAGAAGAUCACUCGGUGGUGACGCUCGGAAUGGCCUUGAAGACGAUGAUGACCUAG
This is a messenger RNA of Fusarium vanettenii 77-13-4, 1641 nucleotides long. RefSeq lists its product as uncharacterized. Gene Ontology annotation, molecular function: FAD binding; oleate hydratase activity. The coding region runs from base 1 to 1641 and encodes 546 amino acids. Gene Ontology annotation, biological process: fatty acid metabolic process. The transcript has 3 exons. The record is from RefSeq and is a predicted model, not a curated record. Lineage: Eukaryota; Fungi; Ascomycota; Sordariomycetes; Hypocreales; Nectriaceae.